Cryptomeria japonica (Japanese cedar) is the source of this 1392-nucleotide messenger RNA. RefSeq names its product protein DMR6-LIKE OXYGENASE 2. Bases 173 to 1279 code for a protein of 368 amino acids. The record is from RefSeq and is a predicted model, not a curated record. NCBI's taxonomy places the organism in Eukaryota, Viridiplantae, Streptophyta, Pinopsida, Cupressales, Cupressaceae. The transcript has 4 exons.
UUCACUUUUGGAAAUAUUAGAGAUUUUUCUGCAAAAUUUCCACAGAUUGCUUGACUAAGUGAAGAUCCAGAGAGAUAUUAAUCAUGGGUUGUCACAAAAGAAUGCAUUAAGACAUGUUAGGUUGAGUUGCCCACAGAUUAAAUAAAGGAUUGCUCAAAAAAUUCUAUCGUUCAUGGAGAAUAAGCAGAGUGAAGUAGUAAUGGAGAGCAAUCAACUAAAGGAAACUACGAGGAAGCUGAUAUCUGAUAGAUUUUCGCAUCUCACAAAGCUUCCAGAAAAUUACAUUAGAGCUUCUGGUGAAAGACCAAGACUGCAUGAAGUGGUCAAUGUAUGCACGUCUAUACCUGUGGUCGACAUGAAAGGUUGGUGGUCGAAUAACUCUUCGACUACAAGUCGAAGCCAGGUAGUGAAUGAUAUUGGGCGUGCAUGCCAAGAAUAUGGAUUCUUCCAGAUUAUAAAUCAUGAUAUUCCAGACAGUUUAAGCAAGAAGAUGCUUGAAGUUGCAGCUGAGUUUUUUGAGAUGCCAAUAGAGGAUCGAAUACAAUGGUAUUCUGAUGACCCUUCACAGACAACUCGGGUGUCCUCAAGCUUCAAUAUAACCAAGGAAGGGGUUUUGAACUGGAGGGACUACCUCAGACAUUACUGUUAUCCUUUAGAGGAUUAUGUUCACACUUGGCCUUCAAACCCUUCUAAUUACAGAGAAGUAGCCAGUGAAUACUGCAGGGAGGUAAGGUCAUUAGUUCUAAGAUUGUUGGAGGCAAUAUCUGAGAGCUUGGGGCUUGAAACAGACUUCUUGAACAAAGCUAUUGGAAGCCAUGGACAACAUAUGUGCUUAAACUACUACCCAAAGUGCCCAGAUCCAGAGCUCACAUAUGGUUUACCACCUCAUUCAGAUCCAACAGUACUCACAGUUCUUCUUCAAGAUGGUGUGCCAGGAUUACAAAUUUUUAAGAAUGGGCAAUGGAUUGCUGUUAACGCCGUUCCUAAUUCUUUUGUAGUAAAUGUUGGUGAUCAAAUAGAGGUAAUAAGUAAUGGGAAAUAUAAAAGUGUGGUACAUCGUGCUGUAGUGAAUUCGAAUGAAGCAAGAAUUUCUAUUCCGACAUUUUAUUUUCCUUCCGAGGAUGCAACUAUAGAACCUGCACCUGCUUUGGUUGACUUUGAGCCUGCUUUAUUUAGAAGUUUCAAAUAUAAAGAAUACUAUUCAAAAUUUUGGAGCAAAGAAUUGGAAGGUAAAAGUUGUUUGGGCUUUUUUAAACAUAACGAUUCACCACCCAUUUGAUAUUGAUUCAAUGUAAUUUAGAUUUUAUAUUUUAUGUUUCAAUUGUUGGACAAUUUUCAUUAUUGUAAAACAUGUAUAAUUAUAAUAAUAAAUUCCUAUAUCCUAUUUUUAUG